Molecule: messenger RNA, 2255 nt
Organism: Branchiostoma belcheri (Belcher's lancelet)
Lineage: Eukaryota; Metazoa; Chordata; Leptocardii; Amphioxiformes; Branchiostomatidae
Product: alpha-N-acetylneuraminide alpha-2,8-sialyltransferase-like
Exons: 7
Coding region: 674-2023 (449 amino acids)
Biological process (GO): N-glycan processing; oligosaccharide metabolic process
Molecular function (GO): alpha-N-acetylneuraminate alpha-2,8-sialyltransferase activity
Source: RefSeq, a predicted model, not a curated record
UGGACUACCUAGGCCCAGAGCCAUGCCAGGGCCUCGGAGGACAUGAUCUUUUUUUUUUUUGAGAACAUGCGAAAAUCAAUGCGCGCGCAGAUGUCAUCCAUAAAGUUAAAACUGGUGGGUCAUGUGAGGUAAAUACCGAAUAGCCUCCUAUACGGACAACAAGACGUGGUGACAUCGUGUCGGACUGAAGCAAGGGGGAAUCCUGAAAACCAUGUUGAAACUUCCUUGGACUAAAGUGAUCUGAACUGUCACCCAACCAUGCAUGAAAUGACGUCUGGAUUGACUAGAUUGAUCAUUGCUGAGCUAGGGUCAGUAACCUCUUUGACUAGUGUUUCCCCGCGGCCACAAAGCCUACGCCACGGAGCAGACCAUAGAAAAUGAAGCUCGUCCGACGACUGUGCUGAAAAAGAACAUUAUCCGGGCAGAAGUACGACAGGUGUCCACCUCUCGACCACUGAGCGAUUUUUUAAAACAUCGGCCAGUGCUCGCAGUCUACAGUUACCGUACAGUACACCAAACUGGUGUACACGUACGAUAGGACACAUUUUUGGUGUAAAAUACGCUGGACUCCUUGGCAAGUUUUUGAUCUGUAUUCUCUUGACGAUAAAAAAAUACGGCCGGUGGUGGUUGACAUACAGUGUGUCUCCGGCUUUGUGUAUUGACACAACUCGGGAUGUCAGGUCGCGAUUUCAAAUCCAGGCUCCUUCUAGCCAUAAUUGUGUUGGCUGCCAACCAGACGGUACUGGUUUUCGUCCUCAUGCCCGGCCGUGCUUCAGACCCUGGCUGUGAUAAGCAGGACGACUUUCGCGCUGUCAUGGAGAACAUUAAAGAUCGUGGGGUCCGAGAUCUCAGAGAAGAGUUCGAAGGACCUAUCGAUAUCUCAAGUAUCCGUGAUGAGGACACACCGAGUGCUGACAGGGAAGUUCAACGGCCACAAGAGAAGGCAAACUAUCCAGGGAAGGAAUUUGAAGAAGACGACGAAGAAGAGGAGGAGGAGGAAGAAGAAGAAACUUUCAUUGUCGAACAAGAAGAUAUGAAUCUCGAUGAGGUGCAGCAAAAGCCACAGCUCUCACCGCCCGAACUGUCACAAGGUCCCGGACUGGACUGGACUGGCUUCAACCGGACGGAAAUUGAAAACUUCAGAAAAAUGGUGCUGAACAAGACGAGAGUGGUGACGCACCUGUACACCUGCCAGAAGAACGUGCCUGUACACUCCCACCUGAGAUUCUUCCAGUCCAACCUCACGGUCAAGAUCAUGAGAGGGACGUACAAGUAUUUCCCUCGGAAUGUUCAGUUUCCCGUCAAACCAUACCAGACUUGUAGCGUGGUUGGGAACGGUGGGGUUCUGACAGGGAGUGGCUGUGGGAACGAGAUCGACUCUGCAGAUCACGUGUUCAGACUGAACUUACCACCAAUCCAGGGAAGCUUUACUCAGGAUGUGGGGAAUAAGACCAACUUUGUCACACUGAACCCCUCGGUCCUGCAAGAUGGAUAUGGUCUACUCCUGGAAAAGGAAAACAUCAGUGCUUUUAUGCAGGCAGUGGACACGUAUCCCGCCAACACUGUGAUAUACACCCAUCCAUUCGACCAGAAACGGUACAGAAAACCGGUGUACCGCGCACACCAAGCCAUGAGAAACUCAGAAAAGGUGAUGCGAUGGUCUCAUCCGGAGUUUCUACGCGCGACAGACAGUUUCUGGAAGAAGGCGUUCCACCUUACGGAGGCGCGAAUCACCUCAGGUCUCCUGGUGACAACCAUCGCCCUCUCCAUGUGUGCGGAGACCAACCUGUAUGGCUUCUGGCCCUACAGAACAGCCUCAGACGGCAGGGUUCUAGCCUAUCACUACUUUGACCGACCCAUCUCCAGUAGACAGAAACUCAUCUUUGAUGAAGAACAGAUGUUCAUACAGGGUGUCUUGAAAAACAGACGUCACAACAUGGGGGAUGAGUUCUCAGUGCUGAGGCACCUGCAUAAGAAGGGUGUUUUACGUCUACAUGUGGAGAAGUGUGAAGAAAGAUCUUGAAGAAAAUACAAUUUAGGAUUGCAAUUGCUGCUUCUAUGUCAAACUCAGCUUGUAUAUGCAUAGAAGAAUAUACAAUGUAUGAAUAUAGGUGUACAAAUAUAUAUAGAUACCGUCUAUUUCCCUGUAAAAUGGCUGUGUGGCACAACGGCAGCGUGCGCGACUCGGAGCCAAGAGGUCCCGGGUUCGAGUCCUGACAUGCCACCGAUCAUGUGCCCUUAUGAAAGGCACUUUA